UUUUGUAAAAAGGGUGCAAUAAAAAUUAACACUUUAGUGAAUAUACCUGAUGGUUGGGAGACGAAAACGACAAAUAUUUGGUGGUAACAUGAGUGGAAACUCGAUAUAUUUAGGAUUUGACUUUAGCACACAGCAGAUUAAAUGUGUAGCAAUCGAUGAAGAAUUGAAUUUUAUUUGUGAGAAAGCAGUUAGAUUUGACACAGACUUGCCAGAAUUCAAAACACAAGGAGGAGUCAAUGUACAUGAUGACAGAGUUACGGUAACUGUGCCUACAGCAUUAUGGGUCAAGGCACUGGAUAUUCUGUUAUUCCGUUUACAGAAUGGAUUGUUUGAUUUCUCCAAUGUCAUGGGAAUAUCUGGUUGUGGACAGCAACAUGGAAGUGUGUACUGGAAAAAGGGAUCAAAGUUAAAACUGAAUAAACUUAAACCAUUGGCUAGUCUACAUGAUCAGCUCAAAGAGGGUUUUAGUGUACCAGAGUCUCCAAUAUGGAUGGAUGCCAGUACUAUGACACAAUGUCAAAAGUUAGAAGAAAGCGUAGGAGGUCCUCUGAAAUUGGCAGAAAUAACUGGUUCUAGAGCAUUUGUAAGAAUGACUGGUGAACAGAUAAUGAAGAUUUCACAGAAUGACCCUGAAACAUAUGCCAAUACAGAGAGGAUAUCAUUGGUCAGUAGUUUUGUGCCAAGUAUUUUGAUUGGUGAUUAUGCUCCAAUAGAUUUUAGUGAUGGAAGUGGGAUGAAUUUGUUGGAUAUCAAUACUAAAACAUGGUCUAAGCAAUGUUUAGAUGCCUGUGGUGAGAAUCUAGGAGAAAAGUUAGGAGAACCUGUUCCAUCACCCACUGUAGUUGGAAAUAUUCAUAGCUAUUUCUGUGAUAAAUAUGGUUUUCCUGAUGAAUGUAAGAUUGUAGCAUUUACUGGUGAUAAUCCCUCAUCUCUAGCAGGACUGUCACCUAGGGUUGGGGAUGUUAUUGUCAGUCUUGGUACCAGUGAUACAGUUUUUCUGUGGAUGUCACAGCAAAGGGCAGAAACCGAGGGACAUGUAUUUGUCAACCCAAUUGACCCUAAUGAUUAUAUGAUUAUGGUUUGUUUUAAGAAUGGUUCCUUAGAAAGAGAAGCUAUAAAAGACAAAUGUGCUGGAUCAUGGGAGAAAUUUGAGGAUAUGGUGAAAUCAACGCCUAUGGGAAAUAAUGGCAACUUUGGGUUGUUUUUUGGUCAGGUUGAAGUCCAGCCAUUUGUAAAAGGAACAUUUAGAUUCAAUGAGAAAAACGAGAAGGUAGAUGCUUUCCCACCAGAUGUAGAAGUAAGAGCUGUUUUAGAAGGACAAAUGAUAGCAAGAAGGGUUUAUUCAGAACUCAGAGGCAUGAAAAUAACUCCGCAGACAAGACUUCUGGCUACAGGUGGAGCAUCAAAUAACAAAGCCAUACAGCAGGUAAUGGCAGAUGUAUUUAAUGCACCAGUUUAUACAACACAGAUAGCUGAUUCAGCAGCUUUGGGAGGAUGUUAUAGAGCUAUACAAGCCUGUACUGGCAAGCCAUUUGAAGAUGUAGUGAAGAAUCAUCCUGAGCCAGUAUGUGUUGCUAAACCCACUCCAGGUUGUGUUGAGAUCUAUGACAAGAUGUGUGAGAGAUACAGAAUCAUAGAGAAGAUAAUCACAGAAAAAUAAAUAAUUACUAUAUAUAUACUGUUAAUUCAGAUAUUAUUGUGAUGUUAAAUUAUUGCAAAAAAUGUUAAGGGUUAUCAUGGUUAUAAUCGCAAUAAUUUAAACUGGCAUUUUGAAAUUUUUUAUAUGAAUAAAACAGGAUUAUUAUCAAUAUUGCCAAAAUUAUAUUGCAUUUUGUCUAAAAUGACAAAAUCACAAUAAUAAAUGCAUGCAAUAAUUUCUGAAUUGAUAGUACGUUUUUCUGGCUGUCAAAAACAGGAAAUUGAUUAAAAUGAAUAAAACCUAUGCAAUAAUGUUUAUUGAUUCAAGCUAUAUUUUUAAUGAGUCUUUAUGGUGCUAUAAUGUAAAUAUUUUUAUGAUUAUUCUUUUGUUAAUGUAUUUUGAUUGCAAUAAAUUUGGCAAAAUGAAGUAAGCUAUAGAUGACA
Mytilus trossulus (common blue mussel) is the source of this 2082-nucleotide messenger RNA. RefSeq names its product xylulose kinase-like. The transcript is spliced from 19 exons. Gene Ontology annotation, biological process: xylulose metabolic process; phosphorylation; D-xylose metabolic process. The record is from RefSeq and is a predicted model, not a curated record. Lineage: Eukaryota; Metazoa; Mollusca; Bivalvia; Mytilida; Mytilidae. Gene Ontology annotation, cellular component: cytosol. Bases 50 to 1660 code for a protein of 536 amino acids. Gene Ontology annotation, molecular function: D-xylulokinase activity.